Molecule: messenger RNA, 3555 nt
Organism: Capsaspora owczarzaki ATCC 30864
Lineage: Eukaryota; Filasterea; Ministeriida; Capsasporidae
Product: ATP-dependent protease La
Exons: 6
Coding region: 46-3495 (1149 amino acids)
Biological process (GO): protein catabolic process; chaperone-mediated protein complex assembly; proteolysis
Cellular component (GO): mitochondrial matrix
Molecular function (GO): serine-type endopeptidase activity; ATP-dependent peptidase activity; single-stranded DNA binding
Source: RefSeq, a predicted model, not a curated record
UAUCACUAUUAUUAUUACUACUAUUCUUUUUUGCUUUCACAUCCAAUGUUUUCGGCUGUGCGCACAGCUGCGGCGCGGUCGACUGUGGUUGUAACAUUGCCUCGUUCUUGUUCGUCUUUGUCUUUGUCUUCGUCUUCCAUUGCCGCCGCUGCUGCCGCGUCGAUUGCCCUGCCUCGGUCACCCCUUGUCGUCGAUGCAGCGUCGACUCCCGCACGCCGCGCCGUCUCAUCGCUUGCUGCCUCGGCUCCAUCCACAGCAGCAUCAGCAGCAGCAUCAGCACGCGGCAGGACGGCGAUGACGGGCGCUACCUCCACCACUGCGACUGCUCUGCCGACUGCCAGUCCACCUGUGCUUGUGCAUGGCCAUCUAGUGUUUGUUCCGCUUGGCCGUGCAGCAACGGCGUCCCUACAGCAGCAGCAGCAGCAGCAGCCGCGGAGGGGCUUCUCGUCGCUCGCCUCGCGCUUCAUGGCGCCGCGCAAGCCGCCGCCACCGCCCGGCUCUGGCAAGGGCUCCAAGACGGAUCUUCCUGGAUUCCUCGUGCUAGGGCCCACACCGGAUCCCAAGAAACACAAACUACCCACGCCAAUGAGCACCUCGGAAGCUCGAGACCUAGUCGCAGCCAGUCCAAAAGUACUCCUGAUGGCGCGUCGGGCGCCGUUCUGCGGGCUUGGCGUGCGAUGGCAUCUUCCAUCAUCCCAUGCGUUCGUGGCUGCAGUGCGCAAAAACGCCGUGAACGGUGUUGCCCUCAUGGGUGUGUUUGCGCUCAAGGACUCUGACGCCGUGCCUUUUGUCGCCGACGAAACCGAGUGGCUCUAUCAAGUCAAAGACGCCGACAAGAUUCACAAAGUUGGCGCGCUGUUGCGUGUCGCGAUCGUCCACGAUGAAUCCGACGAUUCUCCUGUCAUUCUGCAUGCCAAUUUUACCUGGUCUCGCGUGUCGCUCCAAAAUGUCGUCAGCGUCAGGCCUUGGCAGGGCACCGUGUCGCUUCAUCCCGACUUUCCCGUGGAUGCCCAAGACCCAUCCAUCCAAGCAAAUACUACGAUGCUGUUCGAGUAUUUCCAACGUUAUUUGGAAUCUGGACAAUCUAUUCUCCGCGAAUUGCUGAUGGGCGAACACUCUCGCAUGCCUAGCAACACGGCACCAAGCAUUAUCGGCUAUAUGGCGCUCUCUGUCAUCAAUCCCCCUCUGAAGGUGUUCCAAACGGUCUUCCAAGAGCCUGAUUUUGCCUUCCGAACCGUUUCGAUUGCGUACCUCGUGCGUGAUGCCAUUGCUCAGAUGGAGACGGCGCGCAAUCUCCAACAAAAAAUGCAGGAAAAGCAAUCGACCAUGAUGCGGCGCCAGGCCAUGCUCGAGAGCAUGCGCAUGCUCAAGCAAGAACUUGGUGAAAAUAAAGACGCCGGACUUGUCGAAAAGUAUCGAAAACGCCUGGCUGGCAAGCGAGUGCCCGUGGAGGCGUUGACGAUCAUUCACGAGCAAAUCAGCAAGCUACUGAGCGAGGACGAUCACCCCUCGGAAUUGAGCACUGCUCGUGCUUACCUCGAUUGGCUGACCUGCCUUCCUUGGGGAAUCGCCACACCCGAACGAAUCGAUAUUGCGGAAGCCGCGCGCAUCCUCGAUGCGGAACACUAUGGCAUGAAGGAAGUCAAGGACAGGAUUCUCGAGUUUGUCUCGGUGAGCUCUUUGCGCGAUCGCAACGUGUCCGGCAAGAUUUUGUGCCUUGUCGGCCCGCCUGGUGUUGGCAAAACAAGCAUUGCCAAGUCCAUUGCGAACGCCCUCAACCGCAAAUACCACCGCAUCUCUUUGGGUGGUGUGCACGAUGUCAGCGAGAUCAAGGGUCACCGAAGAACCUACGUGGCGGCGCUCCCCGGUCGUAUUGUUGCUGCUCUGAAGGCUGUUCAAGUGGAGAAUCCGUUGAUUGUUCUGGACGAAAUCGACAAGCUCGGCCAACGUGGCAUGCACGGCGAUCCAGGCUCCGCCCUGCUUGAGCUGCUCGACCCCGAACAAAACCGCAACUUCCUCGAUCACUACCUCGAUGUGCCGCUGGACAUGUCAAAGACCAUGUUUGUCUGCACGGCCAACUCGCUCAGCACCAUCAGCGCUCCCCUGCUCAACCGCAUGGAGGUUGUCGAGCUGAGCGGCUAUGUCUUUGAAGAGAAGCUGGCAAUCGCCAAGCAGUACAUUCUACCCAAAGCACGCCGUGAAGCCGGUCUGCUCGACGCUGGCGUCACCAUCACCGACGAAGCACUCGCGGAGCUCGUCAACUGCUACUCGCGCGAAAAUGGUGUGCGUGAGCUCCAGCGCAACAUUGAAAAGGUCUACAACAAGGCCGCUUUCAACAUCAAGUCACUUUUGGAUGCCGGUGGCGCAUCGGGCAGCCAAUCGAGCACGUCUGCGACCAGCGUCGGCGGCUCGGCAUCAGCGUUGUCCGCAGCUGCUGGUGAAUCGUACCCACCGCCGCGUCGUUCGGUUGCUGCGGUAGCUUCCACUUCCUGGAUGGCCCAAUCGGCUGCACUCGACUCUGUGUCUCGCUCUGAUCUACCCUCAGAAGGCACUGCCAUGCUCUCCCGGCGAGGUGGUGCAGGCAAAACCCCGACUGUCGACAUUAGCGAAAUUCCCGAGUUCAGCCCCGAGGAAAGCGUGAAACGUCAACAACAGUACGAAGUCGAACAGCAGCUUCGCGCAAAGGACCACGCCGAGUUCCUGCGCCAACGCAUGUCCAAGCUUCCUGCCAUUGUCAUCACACCUGAGAACCUAGCAGACUUUAUUGGCCCUGCUCGUUUCGACCGCCUCGAGACGUUGUUCGAGGUCAACCCUGUUGGUGUUGUGACUGGUCUUGCUUAUACUGAGAUGGGCGGCGCGGCGUUGCCCAUGGAAGCAGUCGUCACUCGGAUUCACGAAGAAUCCGGCAAGAGCUCGCUCGUGGUGACGGGUCAACUUGGCGACGUCAUGUCUGAAAGCACAAAGGUUGCGCACUCGUUCGCCAAAUCGUUCAUGGUUCGCCACUUCCCCUCGAACACGGCUUUGCAACGAUCAGACAUUCACCUGCACGCGCCUUCUGGCGCCAUCAAGAAGGACGGCCCCUCGGCCGGCAUUGUGCUUGCCUCCAUGCUCCUGUCCAUUGCCCUCGACACUCCAGUACCGAGCAAGUUUGCCCUUUCGGGAGAGUUGAUUGUAACGGGCAAGGUUAUGGCCGUUGGCGGACUCAAAGAAAAGCUCGUCGGCGCUUCACGCACGCAGGCCACGCAUAUCGUCUUCCCUCACGCUUGCUACGCGCAGUUCAUGAUGGUGCCCGAGUUUUUGCGCAACCGAUUCACUGUUUCCUUUGUCAAGUCGUACGAUGACGUGUUUUUGUUGCUCUUCCCCGAGCACGCGUCCAAGGUCUUCCCCGACCGCGAUGCGAGCACUAUUCUGACCAUCCCCGCCAAGCCUGUCGCGGUUGCUUCAGCUGCACCCGCACAUACCGUCCCAGAGGCAGCGGCACCGUCCGUGGUGUAAACCGAUUGUGCUUUCAUUCAACGCUUCUGUAUUGCUUCAACAAUGAAAUGUAUUUUGCCA